AUGGAAGACCAACCGCAGCACUCAGUGGCGCUCAAGAUCGGUUUGAUCGGUGAUUCGCAGAUCGGCAAGACGUCGCUCAUGGUGAAGUACGUGGAGGGCACAUUUGACGAAGAUUACAUUCAGACACUUGGGGUAAACUUUAUGGAGAAGCAAAUAUCAAUCCGUAACACAUCCAUCACAUUUUCCAUCUGGGAUUUAGGAGGUCAGAAGGAGUUUAUCAACAUGCUCCCACUCGUGAGCAACGACGCCGUCGCCAUCUUGUUCAUGUUUGACUUAACGCGCAAGUCGACUCUAAAUUCGAUAAAAGAGUGGUAUCGCCAGGCCCGUGGGUUCAAUCGCACCGCAAUUCCGUUCUUAGUAGGUACGAAGUACGAUCAGUUCAUCGAUUUGCCCAUGGAGGACCAGGCUGAAAUCACGCUCCAGGCGCUGAAGUUCGGCCGUGCCAUGAAGGCUCCGAUCAUCUUCACCUCCACAUCCAAGUCAAUCAAUGUUCAAAAGAUUUUCAAAGUUAUUUUGAGCAAGGCGUUUGAUUUGAAGCUUAACAUUCCCGAGAUAACCAACGUGGGAGAGCCAAUAUUGAUCUAUCAAUCGACGUAA
This is a messenger RNA of Babjeviella inositovora NRRL Y-12698, 597 nucleotides long. It is a transcript of the gene TEM1, whose product is annotated as Ras family GTPase. Gene Ontology annotation, molecular function: GTPase activity; GTP binding. The coding region runs from base 1 to 597 and encodes 198 amino acids. The record is from RefSeq and is a predicted model, not a curated record. Gene Ontology annotation, biological process: regulation of exit from mitosis. Lineage: Eukaryota; Fungi; Ascomycota; Pichiomycetes; Serinales. The transcript has 2 exons. Gene Ontology annotation, cellular component: spindle pole body.